AUGUUUGGGGAAUUUGUGCUUACUCAAGAAAAAAUUCAGAUACCAAAGGCUGGAAAGAUUUAUUCUUUUAAUGAAGGCAACUACCAGUUGUGGGAUGGUAAAUUGAAGAAGUACAUUGAUGACCUUAAGGAUCCAGGCCCGAGUGGUAAACCUUACUCUGCUCGAUACAUCGGUAGUUUGGUUGGCGAUUUUCAUAGGACUUUGUUAUAUGGUGGGAUUUAUGGGUAUCCUAGUGACAAAAAGAGCAAAAAUGGGAAGCUGAGGCUCUUGUACGAAUGUGCACCAAUGAGCUUCAUCGUUGAACAAGCCGGUGGUAAAGGAUCGGAUGGGCAUAACAGAGUCCUUGAUAUUCAACCAACUGAGAUACAUCAGCGAGUGCCCUUGUACAUUGGAAGUACUGAAGAGGUGGAGAAAUUGGAGAAAUAUUUGGCUUAA
Messenger RNA from Fraxinus pennsylvanica, 435 nucleotides. NCBI's taxonomy places the organism in Eukaryota, Viridiplantae, Streptophyta, Magnoliopsida, Lamiales, Oleaceae. The record is from the annotation of a GenBank genome assembly.